Marchantia polymorpha subsp. ruderalis is the source of this 4607-nucleotide messenger RNA. The record is from the annotation of a GenBank genome assembly. Lineage: Eukaryota; Viridiplantae; Streptophyta; Marchantiopsida; Marchantiales; Marchantiaceae.
CUAGGCUCGUAGGCGGGGGUGGGGGUGGGGGUGGGAGAUGGAGUGGCCAUGCGGCUUUUAGGAAUUGGGUUUCUUCCGCUGGUGGGAAACUGGCUCGUAGAUUCCUGCCUCUUGGUUAAAGCAAGCGCUUGCUCCUCUCGCUCGCUCGCUCGCUUACUCGCAUGCUCAUACUCGGGGCCUCAGUCACUCAGACAGCAGCAGCAGCAGCAGCAGCAGCCCUCGAGGGACAAGCGCAGUUCAGUUGAAUCUCGGUGGGUUACGACGACGGUACUGCUCGGAAAAUCGCUGGCACUUACCCUCGGAGGGAGUCAGAUUGGAGGGUGCUGCUAGCCUCGGCGCUCCAGAGAUACCAACAUAUGUGAUUCCAUUCGGCCGGACCUUGAUUGGACUCAGUGUCCUGCCCUACCCUGCGCUAGGGCGGGGGCGGGGGCCGUAGCUGUGGAGGGGUGAAAGUUUCUCACCUCGUUCUGGACGCUAGUCCAUUACGGUUGGUCCUCACAAUUACCUCAGUCUCUGCCCGGAAAUGCGCUCGUGCGCUGCGCGUCAUUGGUCGCAAUCUACCAUCAGAUUGGGUGCAUUGAUGAGCAGAUUUGAAGGCCCAGAUCGCUUUCAAUAGGGGCUUCGCCGUAUUACUCUCGCCUGACGCUGAUAAGUUGAGCUACAUUCUAAUUUGCGAAUCUGCACAGGCUGAAUUGAUUACGUUCACCACUCGAACCUCCCUCACUGAUGAGGAGGAUGCACGAGACGAAUCUGUCUAUGGCCUGCCCCCUUCAUCCUACUUAGGCUCGUAGUCGCUUGUCCUAAUAAGAUUCCUGUCUUGUCCCCUGUUCUGUUGUGCUUCGCUUCGCUUCGCUUUGCUUUGCUCUGCUCUGCUCAGCCCGCCCAUGGAUCCAUGAAGACAGAGUGGCCACCGGCCUCGAGGCCAUCGCUCACGAGGGCUUCGUCCUCUUUCGUCGUCCUGACGGGACCGAAGCCGUGCCUCGCUCGGGUCGACGACAGCGUCGCGUUCCUUCCACUUUCCUGUUUCCCAGUUCCAAAAGAAGGUCCAUGAUCGUCGCGUAAGUCAAUCGGAACGCGAAGACUUUGAGACCUCGAGUAGGUCGAGAGCGACAGCACUUGCCGGAGGAAACCUCCAUCUGACACAAAUCCCGAAAGGGAGGCAGGCACUCAAGAAUCGCUAACUUCUUCCAGCGGACGACGACGACGACGACGACCGACGUCGUCCGGCAUGGCUAUGGCAGGCGAGGCUCUGCAGGAUUGGAACCAACUGGAGGACAAACUGGCCUCCAAGCUUGCCCAAUUGACCAAGCUUCUGCACCAUUUCUCCGCAUUCCCCCCCGAGGCUCCCGACGCAAAUGACGACGAGAUUGCCGGGCAGCAUGAGAGCGAGAUACAUGAAAUUCUCAAUGAAACUGCCUCGCGCAUCAGGCAGUUCAAGACGUCCCUGGAGAUUCAAAUCCAAGACAAUCGCGUGCAGGAAACAAUUCAGGCCAUGGCAAGCCAGUACCAAGUCUCGAGGGAGGCAUCUGAGAUUGAGCUCAAGGGUGCUAAUCGGAAAGCAGAGCAGCUGGAAAAGGACAUGAAAGAACUUGAGAAGGCUUUGGAAGACAAGAAUGAAUCAUUUGUCAGAGAUUCCAUGCUUUUACGAAACGAGCUACUCACCAAAACGAAUGAAUUCGAGUCCGCGAAACAGGCUUACCUCCUUGAAAUUGACCGUUUGAAAAGAGUUCACACAACAGAGAUGUUAGCCCAAAGUGAGAAGGCAGAAAAGGACUUAAUGGAAGCGACGAAAAGGCAGACGGAGCUCCAAGCAAGGAUCCUACACUUGCAGGAAAUUGCCAAGAAGGAGCUCGAGAAACACACACAAGCUUUAGAGGAGGCCAAGGCCCUAUACAAAGCAGAGCUUGAACGGCUGAAGCUGGAGAGCUUUGUUGAGCUGGAAAAGAUGUCUCAAGAUUGUGCAGCUCGGGAAGCAGAGUGGCAUGUACAAGACUUGGAAUUUCAAAAUAAGCUGGCCGAAGCUGCGAAGGAAAAAGUGCAAAUUACACUCUACUCUAAAAUGAAGGCUGAAGAGGGCACGUCACGUUUUGAGGCUAUACAACAAACCUUGGACAAGGAGAAAGAGAUGACCACGAAACUCCAGAUUGCUUUGCAUCAGUCAGAAGAGGAGAAUAGAACUCUGAAGGAGAAUUUGGAAACUGCUUUGAUCAGCAAAGACAAUUUGUCUUUAACGAUUGAAACACUAAAGCAAGAAGCACUGUUAUCUGAAAAUUCGCAUAGUGCAGCUAUCUCAGAAUGGGAAUCUCAGGCAAGUCUCUUGAGAGCAGAUCUAGAGAACAUGACAAAAGCUUGCCAAGAGAGCGAGAAUGACAUCAAAACCUACAGAAUCAAGGUGGAAGAGUUGGCGUUUCAGCUUGCCUCAAACCGUCGGGAGUUGAGUCUCAUGGUCAUGGAAGUAGAUCAACUCAAAAAAGAGAACGAGGAGUCUUGCAGUAAAAUAAACGAAAUUUUGGAGACAAGAAUACAGCAACAGAUUCAGGCUCAUGAGAGGAAUGUCCAAAGUCUUCAAAUGUCCUUCUUGUCACAGCUCGAGGACCAUAAAAAGGGAAGCGAACUUCAGCUAGAAUCGAUGGAGGAGAAAUUACAGAGACAAAAAGAAGAAAAGGCUCGUGCAAAAGAGGCUUGCGCGGAAUACAUGAAGUCCUUGAGAGCGGUAGAGCAGAAAAUGGGGGAUCAGGAAACAAAGCUUGUUUCACAAUUCGAGAUUUAUUCAAAAAAGAUUGUGGAGCUGAUUGAGAAGUUGGACAAAAUGGAAAGUAAAGGAUCUGGAUUAGAGGAGGACUUCAACUCUAUGCUGAAACAAGUAUUGAAACAUACGCAACAGUCUAAACAGGUGGGUAUGAAUCUUCAAGAAAGUCAAGCAGCAUGUGUCAGCCUCGAAAAAAAGUUGACUGCCAUUACGCAAGAGUAUGGAGCCAGGACCAUGAGCUAUUGUGAGGAGGUCGCACUACUGAAGCAGGCCUUAACAGAAGCAGAUCGCGAACAUAAUCUAGCAAUUGCUACUGCUGUUCAGAGUCAUGCUUCACAAAUUCAGCAGUGUAUGAAUGACAUGCAGAGGCUGAAGGAGGGGCACAAUCGGGCUGUGGCAGAACUUGUACGAGAGCACAGGAAGGAGAUUGGUGCAUUGACCUCUCAGCUUCAAGCCGAAAAGGAUGCGGAAAUUGCAGAGCAGACAUCUAGAUUGGAUAGCUGUUUACGAAGGAAGAAAAUCGAGUGCAGCGAAGAAGUUGAAUUGAUGACCUUAGAACAUGAGAAAGCUCUUAGAGAGCUCAGGAAUGCAUUAGAUGCAGCCAUGAACAGAGAGACCAGAUUGGUGCGCACACACAUGAAUGAAUUGAAGACUCAACAAGAAGAAUCCGAAGAUGCGUUGGAGAGAUGCAAGAAAGAGUGCCAGGAAGCGUUGAAGGUAUCCGAGGCUGUUUCUCAGAAGUUGGCACAUGAGUUGUAUGAUCUGAAAGAGGAUCACAUAAUGCAAAUCCAAACGAUGAGUGAAAAAUAUCACAGUCAACUCUCGAGCAUCGAGAAGGAGUGGAAGAUCAGACUGAAGAGUGCAGAAGACAAAUGGGAGGAGAGACUAGAGAAUGAGGCUGCAACCUCUAGCAAACAUCUCCAAACUGCACUCGAUGAGCUAAGAAACUCAUUACUGAAUUCCUUUGCAGAAGAGAAGCUCAAACUUGAAACGGAACGAAAGAAGGAAGUUCACGACUUGCAAGCUCAUAUAUCUGAGCUAGAAUCACUAAUUACCGUCAAGGAAGACAGAAAUCAAGAAUUACUGCAAGUAAUUGCAAAGAUGGAAGAGAGCAGUAGGAUCGCAUUGCAGGAGAUGAAGACAAGCCACAAACAAACGAUAUGCGACAUGAUGGAGAGGCAACGAGCUGAGCUGAACGAUCUUCAGAAGGAAGGAUCGGCUGUGAUUGAAGAGUUGCAGACGAAGAACAGAACUGCAUUAGAGGCUUCUCAGAAAUUUGCAGAAAAAGCUCAACUGCAAAUGAAGGAAGUUAAAAAAGAUUUGGAGGAGAAACUCAAAAAGCUACAGAAACGAUUUGAAUCUAGAGAAUCCAGAGAAGAAGACGUGGUGCAUCUGAUGAGAUUGCAAGAAACAUGUCUUCAGAAGGAUAGUACGAUUCAAGAGCUACACGAAAAGACGAGUCAAUUAAGGCUGGAGUUGGUUAAUCGUGAGGAGACCUACAACAGAAUUUUCGGUAACUCGCCCACAGUUCAGCAGGGGGUUUCGGACUGGCUCAGACCAAGAGCCAAGAUUGAAUCGGUCAAGGUAGAGAGUUCCCGCAUGAAGGCAGCCAUGGAUAAAGUUGACAUUGUAAAAUUACAAAAACGAGCUGCCUCUGCAAGAAGAAUGCAAUGUAAGGGUCCAGAGCCAAUCAUAAGAAGUGCCAGCAAUCAGCUCUAGUUCUAUUAUCCUUCAUGUGAACUGUAGAAAGGUCGAAGAUCGAAGGUCAUUCAUAGCUGGCCACGUGUAUAUCUGAUCGUCAAUAAGUGUUCAACGGCACGUACCACUAUCGAUGGAGGAAUAAAGAAUUUUGAAAAUG